Messenger RNA from Thermothelomyces thermophilus ATCC 42464, 2404 nucleotides. RefSeq lists its product as uncharacterized. Gene Ontology annotation, biological process: clathrin-dependent endocytosis; intracellular protein transport. Gene Ontology annotation, cellular component: AP-2 adaptor complex; membrane coat. Lineage: Eukaryota; Fungi; Ascomycota; Sordariomycetes; Sordariales; Chaetomiaceae. Gene Ontology annotation, molecular function: clathrin-cargo adaptor activity. The coding region runs from base 70 to 2175 and encodes 701 amino acids. The record is from RefSeq and is a predicted model, not a curated record. The transcript is spliced from 2 exons.
UUUUGGCGCGCACCCUGCCGUCGGCGGCAGUCUGAUUGACGACAUGCAGAGGACAGCCAUGUCCGAGGCAUGAUCCGGGAUUCCCUUCAAAAGACCCUGGAUCUCGCUUUAGAGACAAACAAGAACGUGCAGCAGAACAAUGCUCAGAACGCAGUGCUGUUUGAGGCUAUCAACCUCAUCAUCCACCUCGACACGGAGCAGGCGCUGAUGCAGCAGAUCUCGUCGCGCCUCGGCAAGUUCAUCCAGUCGCGGGAGACCAAUGUCCGCUACCUGGGCCUUGAAGCCAUGACGCACCUGGCUGCGCGGGCGGACACGCUCGACCCUAUCAAACAGCACCAGGAGGUCAUCAUCGGAUCGCUGAAAGACCGGGACAUUAGUGUCCGACGGAAAGGUCUCGACCUGCUGUACAGCAUGUGCGACGCGUCAAACGCCCGUGCCAUCGUUGGCGAACUGCUCCAUUACCUGCAGAACGCAGAUUUUGCCAUCCGGGAAGAGAUGGUGCUCAAGAUCGCCAUCUUGACCGAGAAGUAUGCCACGGAUGUGCAGUGGUACGUCGACAUAUCACUGCGCCUGAUCGCCAUGGCGGGCGACCAUGUCAGCGAUGAGGUGUGGCAGAGAGUGAUCCAGAUCAUCUCCAACAACGAGGAGCUGCAGGUUUACGCCGCCCGGAACAUCCUCCAAUACUGCAAGCAAGACCACUGCCACGAGACGCUGGUCAAGAUUGGCGCCUACAUCCUCGGAGAGUUUGGGCAUCUCAUCGCCGAGGAACGGGGAUGCAGCCCGAUCGAGCAAUUCCUGGCGCUGCAAAACAAGCUGCCCGCGUGUGGCUCGAGCACUCGGGGCAUGAUCCUGUCAUGUUUCAUCAAAUUCGUCAACCUCUUCCCGGAGAUCAAGCCGCAGCUCGUCAACGUCUUCAGCGUCUACAGUCACACGCUGGACCCCGAGCUCCAGCAACGGGCAUGCGAGUACCUGACGCUGGCGAACAUGCCUACGGACGACCUUCUGCGGACCGUCUGCGACGAGAUGCCGCCGUUCCCCGAGCGCGAAUCGGCUCUGCUCUCCAGGCUUCAUCAGAAACACUCCAAGACGAGCGACAAGAGGACCUGGGUCGUUGGCGGGAAGGACGCCAACUCGGAUGCGGCCGAGCUCAGCAUGGCCAAACAAGGCGGGCUUAGGAGGGCCUUCACCACAAAUUAUCAGACGAACGGCGGCACGCCCGCGACCAACGGGCACUCGGCGGCCAACGACCUUGCGGGCCUGGACAUGAACAACCUCGGCCCCGCCGAGGCCAAGGCGCUCAAGCCGCCCAACCUCGCCAGCGCCGCCCACCUGUCGCCCGGCUGGGAGCGGGGCUACAACCGGCUGCUCCUUCGGGCGGACGGUGUGCUCUACGAGGACGGGCAGCUGCAGGUUGGUGUGCGGUCCGAGUACCGCGGCCAGAUGGCCUGCCUGAUCCUCUACUUCACCAACAAGACGCCCGCCCUCAUCUCAUCCUUCACCACCACGCUCGACCUGGACGAGUCGGAGAAGGGCAAGCUCACCUGGGACAUCAAGGGGCUGCCCGAGACCGCCCUCGCCCAGGGCGCCCAGGCCCAGCAGGUCAUCAUGUUCGAGGCCAAGCGGGUCUUCGAAAAGAGCCCUACCAUCCGCAUCAGCUACCUCGCCGGUGCCUUGCAGGCCCUCACGCUGAAGCUGCCCGUAACCAUUCACAAGUUUAUGGAUCCCGCCGAGCUGUCGUCCGACGAUUUCUUCAAGCGGUGGAAGCAGAUCGGGGGUUCGCCGCGGGAGGCACAGCAGAUCUUUGGACUGGUCAAGGCGAACGAGAGGGAGAUCACCGAGAGCUUCAUCAGGACCGUGGUGGAAGGGUUCCGGUGGGGUGUUCUUCCUGGAGUUGAUCCCAACGCCAAGAACUUUGUGGGCGCCAGCGUGGUGCAUACGUCCGAGGGCGGCAAAUACGGCUGUCUGAUGCGACUGGAACCUAAUUACCAGAGCCAGAUGGUGCGGUUGACGAUCAGGGCAACGGACGAGUCCCUGCCGCCGGUGCUGCUGAAGCUGAUGCAGGAGAGAAUUUCCAAGGGGGUGUCGACGGUGGUACAAGAGAAACAUGUUCCUCCUACCAUGUCCGAGAUCUCGGACGCCUUCAGGAAUGUCAUGGUCACGACAAGCAGUAGGUAAAUGGUAGUGGUAAUCUAAUCAAGUGCGCGGGGAGUGACAGACGGAGCGAGAGAAGAACAAAAAGAAAUACAUACCCAGUCAUUUUGUUUUGAAUGGCGUUUUGUCCUGAGACCGUGCUAGUCAACUGGGGUUAAAAGGGUGAUGCCAACGCUGUGUUAUAAUAGUCACCGAUAGUUGGGUCCUCGUUGUAGUGACCUGUAAUGAGCGUGUUACUGGAUCAACUACUGCC